Messenger RNA from Psammomys obesus (fat sand rat), 5875 nucleotides. RefSeq names its product period circadian regulator 2 (gene Per2). The transcript has 23 exons. The record is from RefSeq and is a predicted model, not a curated record. The coding region runs from base 140 to 3928 and encodes 1262 amino acids. Gene Ontology annotation, cellular component: nucleus; cytoplasm. Gene Ontology annotation, molecular function: transcription cis-regulatory region binding; transcription corepressor binding. NCBI's taxonomy places the organism in Eukaryota, Metazoa, Chordata, Mammalia, Rodentia, Muridae. Gene Ontology annotation, biological process: circadian regulation of gene expression; negative regulation of transcription by RNA polymerase II; entrainment of circadian clock by photoperiod.
GGCGACGCGGCGGCGGCGGCGCGACAGGGACUAGCGGCUCCCGGCGGCUGCGACGCAGGCCGAGCGCACCGAGUGACGGGCCGAGCAAGGGAAGGACGCGCGGGUGGACGCGGCGGAGCGCUUCCUGCCAGAGCCCGACAUGAAUGGAUAUGUGGACUUUUCCCCUAGUCCCACCAGCCCCACCAAGGAGCCGGAGGAGCCUCCGCACACCCAGGCUGUGCUCCAGGAAGAUGUGGACAUGAGCAGUGGCUCUAGCGGAAAUGAAACCAAUGAAAAUUGCUCCACAGGGCGGGACUCUCAGGGCAGUGACUGUGAUGACCAUGGAAAAGAACUACGGAUGCUAGUAGAAUCUUCCAACACUCACCCAAGCCCUGACGCCUUCAGACUGAUGAUGACAGAGCCGGAACACAACCCCUCCAUGAGCGGCUGCAGUAGCGAGCAGUCUGCCAAAGCUGACGCACACAAAGAACUGAUAAGGACCCUGAGGGAGCUGAAGGUCCACCUCCCUGCAGACAAGAAGGCCAAGGGGAAGGCCAGCACGCUGGCCACCUUGAAGUAUGCCCUGCGGAGCGUGAAGCAGGUGAAGGCUAAUGAGGAAUACUACCAGCUGCUGAUGUCCAGUGAGAGCCAGCCCUGCAGCGUGGAUGUGCCCUCCUACACCAUGGAGCAGGUUGAGGGCAUGACCUCUGAGCACAUCGUGAAGAACGCUGAUAUGUUUGCUGUGGCUGUGUCCCUGGUUUCGGGGAAGAUCCUGUACAUCUCUAACCAAGUUGCCUCCAUUUUUCACUGUAAGAAGGAUGCCUUCAGUGACACCAAGUUUGUGGAGUUCCUGGCUCCUCACGACGUCAGUGUGUUCCACAGCUAUACCACCCCUUACAAGCUUCCACCCUGGAGUGUGAGCAGUGGACUAGAUUCUUUCACUCAGGAGUGCAUGGAGGAGAAAUCUUUCUUCUGCCGUGUCAGUGUUGGGAAACACCAUGAGAAUGAGAUUCACUACCAGCCCUUCCGCAUGACACCCUACCUGGUCAAGGUGCAGGAGCAGCAGGGUACCGAGAGCCAGCUCUGCUGCCUGCUUCUGGCAGAGAGGGUCCACUCGGGCUAUGAAGCCCCUAGAAUUCCUCCUGAGAAGAGAAUUUUCACAACAACCCAUACACCGAACUGCUUGUUCCAGGCUGUGGAUGAAAGGGCGGUCCCCCUCUUGGGCUUUCUACCUCAGGACCUGAUCGAGACACCCGUGCUCGUGCAGCUCCACCCCAGUGACCGGCCCUUGAUGCUCGCCAUUCACAAGAAGAUCCUACAGGCCGGCGGGCAGCCUUUCGACUAUUCUCCCAUUCGAUUCCGCACCCGCAGUGGCGAGUACAUCACGCUGGACACCAGCUGGUCCAGCUUCAUCAACCCCUGGAGUAGGAAGAUAUCCUUCAUCAUCGGGAGGCACAAAGUCAGGGUAGGCCCUUUGAAUGAGGACGUGUUUGCAGCCUCCCCAGUCCCAGAAGAGAAGACUCCGCACCCCAGCGUUCAGGAACUCACAGAGCAGAUCCACCGGCUGCUGAUGCAGCCUGUCCCCCACAGCGGCUCGAGUGGCUAUGGGAGCCUGGGCAGUAACGGGUCCCACGAACACCUUAUGAGCCAGACAUCAUCCAGCGACAGCAAUGGUCACGAGGAGUCUCACCGGAGAAGAUCCGGAAUCUUUAAAACGGGUGGCAAGACUCAGACCAAAAGUCAGUUUUCUCAUGAGUCUGGAGAGCAAAAGGAAACAUCUGUUGCAGAAAUGCAAAGCAGUCCCCCAUCGCAAGUGAAAGCUGUUACCACCAUAGAGAGGGGCAGCUCAGGGGCCAGCUUACCCAUGGCCAGCUUCCCAGAGGAGCUAGCCUAUAAGAACCAGCCUCCUUGCUCCUACCAGCAGAUCAGCUGCCUGGAUGGUGUCAUCAGGUACCUGGAGAGCUGCAGCGAGGCUGCCACCCUGAAAAGGAAGUGCGAGUUCCCAGCCAACAUCCCGUCCCGGAAGGCCACGGUCAGCCCUGGGCUGCACUCAGGAGAGGCAGUGCGGCCCUCCAAGGUGACCAGCCACCCAGAGGUCAGCGCUCACUUGAGCUCCCUGGCGCUGCCCGGCAAAGCCGAGAGUGUGGUGUCUCUCACCAGCCAGUGCAGCUACAGCAGCACCAUCGUCCACGUGGGCGACAAAAAGCCGCAGCCGGAAUUAGAGACAGUAGAAGAUGUGGCCAGUGGGCCUGAGUCCCUGGACAGUGCCGCUGGUGGCCUCAGCCAGGAAAAGGGACCUCUGCAGAAGCUGGGCCUCACCAAAGAAGUUCUGGCCGCACAUACACAGAGGGAGGAACAGGGCUUCCUGCAGAGGUUCAGGGAGGUGAGCAGGCUCAGUGCCCUGCAGGCUCACUGCCAGAACUAUCUUCAGGAGAGGUCCCGAGCCCAGGCGAGCGAGCGAGCUACCCCAGGACUAAGAAAUACUUCUGGAAUAGAAUCAUCUUGGAGAAAAACUGGAAAGAGCAGAAAACUGAAAUCCAAGCGCGUCAAGACUCGAGACUCCUCUGAGAGCACAGGAUCUGGGGGUCCUGUGUCCCACCGACCUCCCCUCGUGGGCCUGAAUGCCACAGCCUGGUCACCCUCCGACACAUCCCAGUCCAGCUGCCCCUCCGCACCGUUCCCUGCCCCAGUGCCGGCUUACCCUCUGCCCGUGUUCCAGGCACCGGGAGUGGUAUCCACACCAGGGGCUGUCGUGGCGCCACCUGCGGCUGCCCACUCGGGCUUCACGGUGCCUGUUGUGCCUGUGGGCACCCAGCCUGAAUUCGCGCUGCAGCCCCUUCCGUUUGCUGCCCCCUUGGCUCCAGUCGUGGCCUUCAUGCUACCCAGCUACCCCUUCCCCCCGGCCACCCCAAACCUGCCUCAGGCCUUCUUCCCCAGCCAGCCUCACUUCCCAGCCCACCCCACGGCUGCCUCCGAAGUAGCUUCCGCCUCCCAGGCUGAGUUCCCCGCUCGGACCUCAACGCUCAGACAGCCAUGCACUUGUCCAGCCACCCCGCCGGCAGGCACAGUGGCCUCAGGCAGGGCCUCCCCACCACUCUUCCAGUCCCGAGGCAGCAGUCCCCUGCAGCUUAACCUGCUUCAGCUAGAGGAGGCCCCUGAAGGUAGCACUGGAGCCGUGGGGACCUUGGGGACUACAGCGACAACAGCUUCUGGUCUGGACUGUACUUCUGGCUCUUCUCGGGAUCGGCAGCCAAAGGCACCUCCAACAUGCAAUGAACCCUCAGACACCCAGAACAGUGAUGCCAUUUCCACAUCCAGUGACCUGCUCAACCUCCUGCUGGGUGAGGACCUCUGCUCUGCCACUGGCUCAGCACUGUCUAGAAGUGGGGCAUCUGCCACCUCAGACUCUCUGGGCUCCAGCUCGCUGGGCUGCGAUGCAUCCCGAAGCGGGGCAGGCAGUAGUGACACAAGCCACACCAGCAAAUACUUUGGAAGCAUUGACUCUUCGGAGAACAAUCACAAAGCGAAAAUGAUCACAGACACGGAAGAAAGUGAGCAGUUGAUUAAGUACGUCUUGCAGGACCCCAUCUGGUUGCUGAUGGCCAACACAGAUGACAGCAUCAUGAUGACAUACCAGCUGCCCUCCCGGGAUCUCCAGGAGGUCUUGAAAGAGGACCGCGAGAAACUGAAGCUGCUGCAGAGGUCCCAGCCCCAGUUCACAGAGAGCCAAAGGCGAGAGCUUCGAGAGGUUCAUCCCUGGGUCCAGACUGGGGGUCUGCCUGCGGCCAUUGACGUGACGGGGUGUGCUUACUGUGAAAGUGAGGGGAAAGGCAACAUUUGCCUGCCAUAUGAGGAAGACAGUCCUUCCCUGGGACUCAGUGAUACCUCAGAAGCCAAAGAGGAGGAAAGUAGACAGCUGACAAGCCCCAAGAAGGAGGCGCAGACGUAACCCUGUCCCCAGCCAGUGACCUACGUUAGACGGUGCUCGGAAGAGACGGAAGAUCUUCUCAUUGUUUCUAAUGAAAUGGACACGUACUUACAUUGCUUUUUUGUUUUAGAAAAAAAAAAAAAAAAACACCAUAGUUUCCUGAAGGUUAAUGAAACUGCAGGGAGAUUUAGGAGGAAAUACAUUUUUGUAUUAAAAUAUAUAUAUAAAUAUGGGAUUUGCCAGACGAUGAGGUGCGAUCGGUCAUUGAAUGUGAAGGAGACUGAGGUGAUCUGUGUGUCACGGAGGUUGCCUCGGGGCCUCAGAAGUCCUUUGACCUCAGUGAGACCUCUUCCCAGUGUACCAGGGCCCUCUGGCCCCUCUGGGUGGCCUGAGGCGUCACACUGGGAUGUGACAUGUAGCCACGCGAGGCUCUCAGCCAAGGGCUGGUCUUUCCGGAGCUUUGCCGUGGUGUGCUUUCUAAUCUAGAUUAUCACGCAGUCCUGCGAGUGUUCACAUACCAAGUGGAGAGAUCGCCUCUCCUGACGUCCGCUCGGUGUUCCGCUGUGUGGUUUGGAGCAUGGUGUGGCAGCUGUAGCUUUAGGUCCUGUAGCGGCCAACAUUCCAGUCUGACGUGGCUUCUGUUCAUAAGCAAAGUUGAAAUGCCUGCUCUGGCCUAGUGGAGACUAGUGGUUUCUGUGACUGCCGCCAUCAGACUAGCACCCUACACACACUGUACAUUUCUGUGCCAUUCUUGCAUUCUCUUUAGACCAUCAUGGCCAGUGUGUAGAGAGAUUAAAAAAUAAAUAAAAAUAUCCCAGGAAGUGGAGAUACCAAUUUGCAGUAUCAGCCAUGUCACCCUGUCUUCAUGGUGGCCUCUGCUGACCAGGCUUUGUUGCUGUGGGAACACAUCAUAUGUGCUCUUCGGUUGGAAUCUCCCAGAAAUCAGCUCCCAGCAGAGAGCAGCCGCUGAACAUGAGGAAGGGGCAGUGAGCCACACUGCCACCCUCAGUGUUUUCCAGUUUGCAGGGAGCUCAGCCUCCCACUGUAUUUCUGGUGGGCUCCUUAGCCCCCAUGACUUCAGGACUCUGUCACAUCUGUCUGUGCUGCUGGCCCUCAGAACCCCUGGGGAGAAGGAGACUUCUCUGCCCAGCUCUACAAAACCUUAUGCUGCACCAGACAUCCAAAGAUUAUUCCGACAUGCUUACUGGUGACCCCUGGUGGAAUGAGAAGUCCGCAGUGGGGAGUCAUUUGCCCUGAAAGUGCAGAGUCUGGAACGGAGGAAGCAGAGUCCCUGAGUCUGAAGCGGCUACUGGAAAGAUGGCUUCCUGCAAUUGGUUUUCAGAGUGAAGCCACCAGAGGCCUGAAUACUAACCCUAUUUUUCAUAAACACGAGACUCUUUUUUUAUUACCAUUAAAGCAACGCCACCUUUCACUGUGAGAAGGUGGUAGCCAUGUUUUAACAGAAAUUCAAUGUUACAAAUAGCUGCCUCCCUCGCCAGUGGGAUCCUAAGGGUAGAUAAAUGAUGGUCUAAGCCUACGCUUGUUACUUAAACACAAAACUGCCAAAACCUUCUCUCUACUAUCUCGAAUGUUUACCAUCAGCAUUAUUUUAUGAUUAUUUAAUAUAUAUUCCUUGAUUGUUAACUGCUAAGAAGUUGACUUCCUAGGAUAAUUUCGUGAAUCUGUUUACAAGAUGCCGAGCAUCCAGUCCUGUUUUCUGUAGAAUGUGUGCUUACACGGGUGUCCUGAGAUUUUCUCUAUUUUAAACUGAGCCGCCUUUUUAAUGUAAAUAAGCUCUCAGAGUUUGUGCGAUGAUUUGUGAGCCUUGCCGGACAAGCGGUUUGCUCAUGCGCAAACCAAACGUACCUUAACCCAGUGCAAUAUAUUUGUGUGACUGCUUGUGUCUUUUUAUGACUUUUUUGCCUUUUAGAAAAUUGUUAAAUAAAGCAGGUAUAUUUUUAUUUUCAA